GAGUACCUGCUUUUGUAACGCGUGUGCGCGUGCAUCUGUGUGUCUGACGGGGACAGCCUUAACCCCGCUUGUGUCUGACGGGGACAGCCUUAACCCCGCUUGUAACUGUCGGGGACAGCUUAACCCCGUUUUUUUUCGCGAUGGCGACUCCGCCACAAUACGAUAUCGCCGACCUGGCCCACGUAUUCAGCGAAUCGUUACGACCAACCGUCGAAUCAGCAGCUGCUACAUUCCAGCAUGGACUACGUGUCGCCGAAGCUCGGACUUCAGUUCCGCGAUUCACCGGCGACAACGCACCACUUUCGAUUACGUUCGACGACUGGCUCAGUACUUUGAAUUGGAGACAGUUAGAAUUGGGUCUCGAUGCUACGUCGUUGCGCGUGUUUGGUUUAUCGACGCUCGGAGGACACGCUGCUGAGUUUUCUCGCCGCCUCCUUCUUGAGAGGCCCGCGAUGACUUGGGAACAAAUCACAGAACAGCUGACUAAGCGCUUUCGUGAUCCGCUACGUGAGGUCGACGCGCAGAACGCGCUUAAGAAUUUCCAGCAGAAUAGUGGCGAACAUAUCCGCCCGUAUGGCGAUAGGUUAUUGACUCUCGCAUUGCGAGCGCUUCCGGUCGAGCAACUUUCGACGGCAGACACGCAACGCCGCCUCGUCGACAUUUUCUUGGAUGGACUCAGAUCAGUUCAUACACAGCGACUGCUGCUUCAUCGCACCCCAGCGACGCUCACCGACGCCAUCGACUUGGCAGCAGACGAACAUGUACUAGAGUCAUCUCUAGUCGCAAGACGACAAAACCGCAGCGACGCGUUCGCCGACCCCUAUGACACGACGGAGCCUAUGGAUAUCAGUACCAUACAACACCCUACGCCAUCGGAGCGUUUGUUUAGAGAGGUACGCGGCUUGCGUACGCUCAUCACUCAAGCAGUGCCACAGGCACAGCCCAUGAAUGAAUCAUCACGGGACAUCACACGACAACCCCCGCGUCAACAACGUUCUCAGG
Priapulus caudatus is the source of this 1002-nucleotide messenger RNA. RefSeq lists its product as uncharacterized. The record is from RefSeq and is a predicted model, not a curated record. Lineage: Eukaryota; Metazoa; Priapulida; Priapulimorpha; Priapulimorphida; Priapulidae.